AAAAACGAAAUGUAUCCGCGUUUUCUUAGACAUUAGAUCGCAUUUGCUUGUUACUGUAGGAUAGAAAGAAAACAUUCAUUUCCGUGUUCGUAAUGAAAAUAAUAAUCUGGUUGUGCCUGCUUGGCUGUAUGGCCUGUGCCAAUGGCGGUUUAGUCCCUGAUGUGAUAAAGGAUAAGUUACCUUUGGGACCUUUGGGACGAGCCGAUUCAGCGAACCCUCUCGAUGCAUUCACACAUCCAACGGAUCUUUUUGGCGGCUUAUGGGAAAAAUUAAAAGAGGGUUUUAUGGAAGUAAUGGAGCUUAUCACUGGCGGCGGUGGUGGAGCUGGUAACGGGGAGUCAUCGACCGAAUCUUCGCCUUCUGGAGAAGUAGCAACGGUCAAAACUUCAGCAGUUUUAACAACAGAGGCAUCAACUACUACUACUACUACUACCACAGAAGAAUCAACCACCAGUGCCAGUAAGAAAUAGUGCUUCAGCUCCAUGAGGAGAAAUUCUAUCGCUUAACCUUCGAAUCGGAUAUUGCUCGUCAUUGUUUGCUUCUCAGCUGCUUUAAAGCGGGUAUUUAAACAAUGGGAAUAAAAGUACAAGUAGCUGUCACCAUAUUUUACGCAGCUUGUGUUCAUUAUUUACGCAAAUGUUGGGGAACCUCGAACCAGGGCAAACCAUAUAAAGUUCUUCCCUCAUCAGUCGUUGAUUGACAAUGUCUCGGUUUAGUAAUACCUUUAUCAUCCUAUUCUUAACGAUCCAAAUGCUGGACUUUGUAUUGCCAGCACCCAUUGGGAUUAAUCUGGUGGAAACACCCAAUGAUCAUCUCGUAAGUUUUGAGAUGGUUGUCGAUCGACAAUCUGAUUUUAUGCUGCCCGACCUUGAGCUUCAAUUGCUCAAGACGCAACAACAGCAAGAUGAUGUGGAAGUUCUGCGCAUGCAAUUAAUGCAGUUGAACUUACUGAAGUUGUUAAUUGCCUUGGACCUUCUCAUCUUGAUAAGCAUUUAUUUCUGCGCCAGAGAAAAAAAAUAUAAACCAGUGCAAACCGUGUGAUAUGUAGAUUAUGA
This is a messenger RNA of Drosophila suzukii, 1055 nucleotides long. NCBI's taxonomy places the organism in Eukaryota, Metazoa, Arthropoda, Insecta, Diptera, Drosophilidae. The record is from RefSeq and is a predicted model, not a curated record.